AUGGCGAGGCCACCGGGCGACGGGGAAGUCCAUCGGGCGCUGCGGGCGAGCAGUGGAGGGGCAGCGGCGGCAGUGGAGCCGACGAGCCCGGGCGAGGGUGGCCGUCGGCGGGGCGCAGAGCGGCAAACGCGCGGGGCGUUAGGCCAUGGUGGGCGGAGGCAGAGCAGCAAGCAGCGGAGCGGGGCAAGCGCGCAGGGACGGGGCCGGCGAGCUGCGACGAACGGCGAGCAGCAACGGCGGCGGACGAGCGCGGCGAGCGGCGGUGCAGCAGCAGACAACGGCGGCUGCCGGAGCUCAUACACGGGCGGCUCAGCGGCUGGAGAGUGGCGGCAGCACGGGGCAGCAGCAAGUAAGCAGCGGCAGCGGGCAGCUGCAACGGAGGAGGGCAGGAGCCGGGAGCAGCAGCAGUACAGCAGCGCGUGGACGGCGCUGGUAGCGGUUCGGGCGCGCGCGAGGUGGUCGCAUCCGCAUGAGUGGGGCAGCCAGGGCGAGGCGAAGUGGGGUGAGCGAGGCGAGGUCGCGGCGGUCCGAAGAAGUUGCUGCAGCAGAGCGCGGACGACGCUAGGCGUGUGCAGGCCGCAGCGAGCACGGGGUCAGGGUGACGGCCAUGGCACGACGACGGCGUGCGCGCGGGCGUGCAGCGCCGGGCAGUAG
Molecule: messenger RNA, 654 nt
Organism: Aegilops tauschii subsp. strangulata
Lineage: Eukaryota; Viridiplantae; Streptophyta; Magnoliopsida; Poales; Poaceae
Source: RefSeq, a predicted model, not a curated record